GAAACGGGGACAACGCAAGUGUUUUGAAAAUGAGCCUAGCGCACGCUGGCUAGUCUUGCUAGUUGCUUAUUUCAAACGGAGUGAUAGUAAUAAUAGUAAUAAUAAUUGUUAGAUAUUUAUGAGCGGUUCGGACAAGUGUUUCCGUCGGAAUGUACCGGAGAGGAGCGAGUAAAACGGACAAGCCGCGGAAGGAGGAGAGCGCGAGCAGCAAGUACGCCGAGCUGCUGGUGUUCGGCUACGCGUGCAAGCUCUUCCGGGACGAUGAGAGGGCCGUGCACCACGAGCAGGGCAAGCACCUCAUCCCCUGGAUGGGAGACAGCAAGCUCAUGAUCGAUAGAUACGAUGGCCGCGGUCAUUUACAUGAUCUUUCGGAGUAUGAUGCAGGCUCGUGGAACCAGAGCUACCAGCUUUCUGAAGAGGAAGCCAGGAUCGAAGCGCUGUGUGAUGAGGAAAGAUACCUUGCCUUGCACACUGACCUGCUUGAAGAGGAGGCCAGGCAAGAAGAGGAAUAUAAAAGGCUAAGUGAGGCUUUGGCUGAUGAAGGCUCCUACAACGCGGUGGCUUUCCGCUACAGUGCUGAUUAUUACGACCCCUCGCAGCCCACUGAGGAAGAGGAUGGCAGCAAAGACAACGAGCCCGAGCCUCAGGAAGAAGACGGUGAAGAGCCGUUCAGAGCGCCCCCUGGACUAAUCAUACCCUCAGAUGUAGAGCUGCCUGCGACCGUUAAGACCCAUGCCAUCAUCGAGCGCACCGCCAACUUCGUCUGCAAGCAAGGGGCCCAGUUCGAGAUCGUGCUGAAGGCGAAGCAAGCCGGGAACUCCCAGUUCGACUUCCUGCGUUUCGACCAUUACCUGAACCCUUACUACAAGCACAUCCUUCGAGCCAUGAAGGAGGGACGAUACACGCCCGCAUCGGAGAGCAAGCAGGAUCAGACUCGGGACACCAAAAUGGGAAAUUCAAACGAGGAAGAGGACGAAGAUGACGACGACGACGAUGAUGGCAAUUACCUCCAUCCCAGUUUGUUUGCGCCGAGCAAGAGCUCACGUCUAGAGGAGAUAAUAAAGCCACUACAGGUCAUGGAUCCAGAUCAUCCAUUGGCUGCACUCGUUCGCAAAGCCCAGCAGGAGAAGAAUGGAAAUGUAGCCAUCACCGCCAAACCUGAGGAAGAGGUGGUGGCACAAGCACCGCCAGCAGAGUACACCACUGAUCCGAACAUGGCAGCAGUGUAUUAUGGGUAUUGCAUGCUGCCUGAUGGGACGUACUGCCUGGCGCCACCGCCACCUGGCAUUGAUGCCAACGCCUAUUACAGCUCGAUGCCUGCUGGCAUGAUGCCUGCUCACUCAGCAUCCCCGGCUCCUCCACCGCCAGGCACUACACCUCCUCCCGACUCUGCCGUUACAGUCCCAUCAGCCCCAACAGCUGCUGCCGCUCCACCCGCUGCGCCCGCUCCACUGUCUCAUGCUACACCUUCUGGCUUCUACAGCACUAGCUCCUCCACUCCCCAGACCAGUGUUAGCCAGCCUUCUUCUUCUUCCUCCUCCUCCACCUCCUCGUCUUCAGCUGCGGCAAUCGUCCCUCCGCCACCAGACAUCCAGCCUGUCAUCGAUAAGCUGGCCGAAUACGUAGCCAGAAACGGCGAGAAGUUUGAGAGCAGCGUGCGUGCUAAAAACGACCCGCGGUUUGACUUCCUGCAGUCUUGGCACCAGUACAACACUUACUAUGAAUUCAAGAAGCACUACUUCAUGCAGAAAGAAGCCUCCAACCUGCCUCAGGGCUCUGCAGUCCACAAGGGUGACAGCACUGCAAACUGUCCCUCUGACAAACAGUCUAAUGAGGGCAAACUCAUUAAAGCAUCCUUCGCCCCCAUUUGCUUCGCGAUAAAAUCCAAAGAGAACGACAUGCUGCCUUUGGAGAAGAACCGUGUGCGUCUGGAUGACGAUUCUGACGAGGACAAGGGGAAAGGGGAUGAGCGGGAAGGGGCGGAGCCUAGCGCGACCGGGGUGGAGCAACAAAGUGAGGCCCCUCCUUCUCAGCCUGAGGAGAAGAAGCCCACUCUUUCACAGGAAGAGCUGGAAGCCAAGCAAGCCAAGCAGAAGCUGGAGGAUCGUUUGGCAGCUGCGGCACGCGAAAAGCUGGCCCAGGCCUCCAAAGAGUGGAAGGAGAAGCAGCUCCAGGCUGAGCGCAAGCGGAAGGCGGCGUUAUUCCUGCAGACCCUGCGCAGCCCAGACGUCGAGCUCAAACGGCCGGAUGAAUCCUUCGCUUCUGUCGAGCCAGAGGUGUCCAGUGUGCCAGAUGCGCCCGAAAUCCAGAUGCCGCUUUCUGAAUACCCGCCGCCGCCGGAGCCCUCGGUGAGGAGCACCGAUCCCCCUGCCACCACUCUGCCUCUUUCUUCUACAUCCGCCUCCUCCUCUGCACGAGAACGGGACAGGAAUAGAGACAAGAAAAAGAAAAAACACAAAAGAAGGUCUCGUUCCAGGUCGCGUUCCAGAUCCAAAACCAAGCACUCACUACCGAGCUCGUACCGCAGCUACAAAAGGGCCAGAUCCCAAUCACGUUCUCCCAGCAAGAGAGAGCGUCAUCGUGGUGAAAGAGAAAGGGAGCGCUACAGAGGCAGCAACCAUCGCCUUGGCAACAGCCCAGGCCUGGGCAGGAAGAGGUCAAGGUCCAGAUCCAGAUCGCCUCGUGAGAGGAGAAAGAAGUCAUCGAAAUCAGUGCAUCGUUCGAAGGCUUCCUCCAAUUCACCCGCAACCUCACCAGACAGAGGGAGAGCGAAGAGGAAGGUCUCCACCCACACUGCUAGCUCCUCCCCUACAUCUAGCCCCACCUCUAGCUUAAGGAGCUCCAGGGACGCGUCACAGGAAAAAGACAAGCAUGUCUCAUCGGCGAUUAUUUCUUCAGUUCAAAACAAAAUCACUCAGGACCUCAUGGCUAAAGUACGAGCAAUGCUGGCCAAAGGCCUGCAGCCCAACCCGUCCUGAAAGAUGAGAAAAGGGGAAGACAGAAGACUGAGCCAGCCACGAGCGUCACCUUCAUCAGCACCAUUCAGGACUGCAAUGCAGGGCUCUACUGAUGCGCUUUUAUCCCUUUAUGCAUACUCUUAUGGAUCUUAUGUCACCGGGCAUCGUUGGUGAUUCCCUUUAAUGUAAAAGGUUUGUGAUGAGCCAGGCUGCAUGCAGGGUUUAUUGAUUUUGCGUACUUGCGGUAUUCCCAUGUUUUUUUUUUUUCUUUCUUUUUUUUUUCCCCCACGGGAGGUGCUAUUGUAAAAUUAAUAAAUAAAUAAAAAAUCUGAAAAUUGAAAUGCUUUAUUUUACGAGAACAAAUUAGAACGUUUGACUAAAUUGAUAACAGAGCCCCAUCUUGUGUGAUUAGGCUUCAACCAGCGGGGAAGUGUUUAAUCCUUCUGUGAAGGAUUAGGAUCAUUUCUCUUCUUCUGUCUCAGUUCUUUUUUCCCAGCCAGGUUCGUUUUUCUAAAGCCUUUUGCUGCUCGAGAUUGUGGCGUUUACUUUUAUCUAAUGUGGCCUUCAUGCUGUAAGUUUGUACAGGCCUUUCUUUGCAUCUGCUUUGUAAAACUGAACAGUCAAUAAAAUUCGAGCCAUGAACUUGU
Molecule: messenger RNA, 3604 nt
Organism: Clarias gariepinus (North African catfish)
Lineage: Eukaryota; Metazoa; Chordata; Actinopteri; Siluriformes; Clariidae
Gene: sfswap
Product: splicing factor SWAP
Exons: 18
Coding region: 150-2978 (942 amino acids)
Biological process (GO): mRNA 5'-splice site recognition; RNA processing
Molecular function (GO): RNA binding
Source: RefSeq, a predicted model, not a curated record